Molecule: messenger RNA, 924 nt
Organism: Hippocampus zosterae (dwarf seahorse)
Lineage: Eukaryota; Metazoa; Chordata; Actinopteri; Syngnathiformes; Syngnathidae
Gene: nanp
Product: N-acetylneuraminic acid phosphatase
Exons: 2
Coding region: 73-807 (244 amino acids)
Molecular function (GO): hydrolase activity
Source: RefSeq, a predicted model, not a curated record
CAAGCGUCCGUCCUAUCACAGUUACUUCCGUAACUCACUGAAACGCUUCCGUGCUCCCUGUUUUACCUCGCAAUGGACGGUAACUCUGUAAAGGCUAUAUUAUUUGACUUGGACAACACGCUCAUUGAAACAAAUCGGGCAGGCCAUUUUGCGAUACAAAAGACCUCUGAACUUUUGAAGACCUCACUGGCUAUUGACGAUGACACCAUCCCCAACAUUUGUGAUAAGUUCAAGCAGAAACUUAUGCACGAGAAGUUUGAUCCUGCAGAUGGCAGAUCUAUAGAUGAGAUCCGAGUGGGUCACUGGGAAGACAGCAUUAAGGAAAGUGUGGAGAGCCCUUCAUCACCCUCUCUGGCAGCUCAGUGCUACUAUCUGUGGAAAAAUAGUCGACUGGAGCUGCUUAGUCUGUCCCCUGAGGUAGCAAGUCUUCUGAAACAGCUUCGGAGGAAAUACAAGCUGCUGCUCCUGACCAACGGCAAUACUCAAACACAAAGGGAGAAAGUGGAGGCAGUCGGUUGUGAAAACUUUUUUGAUAGGAUUGUAGUCGGCGGAGAUCAUGCUGAGCAGAAACCCUUCCCCUCCAUCUUCAGAUUGUGUUUUGAUUUGCUGCAGGUGGAACCCCAGGAUUGCAUAAUGGUUGGAGACUCACUGGACACUGACAUCCAGGGAGGGGUCAAUGCACAAGUACGUGCUACAGUUUGGAUUAACAGUGCAGGUGUUGCUCUGCCUCUUGAUUCAGUGACACCUGACUAUACGCUUUCCACCGUCUUGGACCUGGAAGACGUUUUGGCACAACUAAAUCAGUGACAACCGUAGAUAUAAAUUUUAUAAAUUGACCAAAUGUCAACCCCAUAUUUUGUCAAAUGGCUUUUUAUUUGCCAAGGUUGUUCUGAAAUAUGAGAAUAAAAUGCAUACAUACCUCUA